This is a messenger RNA of Mycena citricolor, 2750 nucleotides long. NCBI's taxonomy places the organism in Eukaryota, Fungi, Basidiomycota, Agaricomycetes, Agaricales, Mycenaceae. The record is from the annotation of a GenBank genome assembly.
CACUUUGGAGUAGUCGUCCCCGUGCAACUUGGGAGCCCAACGAGCAACACCGACGACGAUCUCCCGCCGUGUUAAUUUGUGCUCGUCGGGUGCUGGACCGCCUCUUUCAUUCACGUCUUUGAACGAACGGUUGUGGGAUUGAUCACCCUCGCUCGCGUGUUACGAGACCCGCGACCAUGUCUCUGCUGUCCGACAGACAGAGGGAGGACCUUCACAAGUCCAUGCUGGAUUAUCUCUACGCCAACAACUACACCUCCGCGUAUAAUGCUUUGAAACAGGACGCUGAGACGGAGUACACACCCGAUCCUAAGGCUAAGUAUACUGGGCUGCUGGAGAAGAAGUGGACGAGUGUCAUUCGAUUGCAGAAGAAGAUAAUGGAUCUCGAGAACCGCAAUUCCGCCCUCCAGGAGGAACUGUCUCAAGCUCCUUCCAAACGAGCCGCCUCUCAAUCCGACUGGGUGCCAAGGGCGCCUGCAGCCCAUGUUCUCACUGGUCAUCGCGCGCCCAUCACCCGCGUAGCUUUCCAUCCGCAAUACUCAAUUCUAGCCUCCGCUAGCGAGGAUUCGACAGUGAAGAUAUGGGAUUGGGAAACGGGCGAGUUUGAGCGCACGCUCAAGGGGCACACGAAAGCUGUUAUGGAUGUGGAUUUCGAUCACAAGGGCCAGUUGCUAGUGACAUGCUCGACGGAUCUUUUUAUCAAGAUCUGGGAUACUCAGAACGAAUGGAAGAACACAAAGACCUUCCCAGGGCACGAACACUCUGUAUCCUCAGUGCGAUUCCUCCCCGGAGAUCAGUUUAUUGUCAGCGCCAGCCGUGAUCGAACCAUAAGGGUGUUUGAUGUUGCUUCGACGCAUCUAGUCAGAACAAUAACAGGACAUUCAGAUUGGGUGCGAUGUGUAAUGCCUUCUGAUGACGGCAAACUAUUGGCAACUGCCUCCAACGAUCAUACCGCCCGAAUCUGGGACCCACAAACAGGAGAGUCGAAGAUGGAGCUGCGAGGUCACGAGAACGCCGUCGAGGUCGUCGCAUUUGCGCCUGUAGCUGCAUAUUCAGCCAUUCGAGAACUGGCUGGAAUACCUAAUACAGACCGUUCCAAACGCCCAGGCGCUUAUGUUGCCACUGGAGCUCGAGACAAGACUAUCAAGCUGUGGGACGCAUCCAGUGGUCAGAUUUUGAAGAACCUCCCCGGUCACGACAAUUGGGUCCGUGCGUUAGCGUUCCACCCAUCGGGGAAAUAUUUGUUGUCUGCCUCCGACGACAAGACAAUCCGAGUAUGGGAAUUACAGACCGGACGGUGUAUGAAGACUGUCGAAGCGCAUGGACACUUUGUGCAGACUCUGGCAUGGGGUCGCCAAGUUGUUGGUGGUGCCGCUAAAAGUGAUGCCAUCAAGGUCAAUGGAGAAGCCAAUGGCAAGACUGAGGAGGAGAAGUUGGUGAAUGUCGUCGCGACAGGAAGCGUCGACCAAACGAUCAAGAUCUGGCUUCCUUGAGAGUUUGACUUUGGGUCUACAUAUUUGAUGCCGUCGCAGCUCGUUUUUAUGUGGAAAGGCGUGUUGUGGAUCUACUUUGCCUCUUGGCAAGUUGACUCGAUUUUUGUUUCCCGCGUUUGUUUGCACCGUGAGUGUUCGCAUUGCCUUUGACUUUUGUGAUGGUGCCCCCCGCUCACACGGUCGUUUUUAGGCAACUAACAUGCGCCGACCGACCGACGUCGGAUCUAUCAUCGCUCGUUCAAGUCUACACGUAUCAUAUUAUUCUCCCGGCGACAUCUUAUACCAAGGCACACUUAGCCACAUCUCACUUUCGUUGCACUACGUCACUCUCGCCGCUCUACCUAGUUUGCGCAUAAUCAUUCUCAAUGUUUUCUCAGAGAACCCACCCAACCCUGUACGUGUAAAGAAUAGAGGUUAUAUAUUAUCCUGGGCCCGCUGCAAUGGAAUUGACUAGCUUGAGGCGGCCUGCAUCGCGCGUAGGGUCUGGGAAACCAGUUCACACACGGCCUCUGUGCCAUUUGGGAUUGAUCCUCAGAGCGGCGAACAAUUCGAUUGGGCGCAAACGCAGUAUUCCGGUGGGAGAACGCCCGGUCUCUCGAUGUUGGGGGAAGGGGAGGGUGGAUACCGGAUUCCAGUCCACCAAAGAUUGUGGAGGAUCAUGUGAGUCAAUCACGCUGGCACGUGUGUGUGACUGGUGGUGUUUUGACCGAGACAGACUGAGACUCGACUGCUGAGCCGCCCGUAUGUAGUGAGUUUGAGGGAGAAGUAGGAACCGCGUAUUCGCCGGACUCAAAAGAAGGCUAACUCUAUCAGGGUGACCUCCUGAAGCAUCUCUACCCGAACCUCACAGCCAUCUCUCCUGCGGUCGACUUGACUUGACUUCCGUUGGUUGAUGUUGCCGAGCGCCGAGUCUACAAUGCAAUGUCUCGAGCGAGACCCUCGACAAGGUUCUCGAUCUCGACCACUAGCUUCGAGAUUCUUGAGACAAUCGAUGCUCUUCGUUCUCUGUUUCAUCGGCAUCUUCUAUGCUGACCAGUGAUUCCCUGGCUGCGACACGAUGAUGUUUGCAGAGCCAUGCAUAGACAAACUUUCUGUCGAAGCCGAUGGCGAGCAGGACAGGCUUCUCGCCAUGAGUCUGAUUGUUCGAGAUCAGGGCACGGUUUUGUCGUGUGCCCGACGUUCUUUUGACGGGGGACUUGUCGUGAUCGAGACUAGCUGUGAUGGUGAGUCGCCUCUGUUUCAGGGAGGCUUCAGUUUUGG